AUGGUCAAUGCCAUAGUGUCACAUUCUGUUAACAGCAUCCUGCCCAGGCAGACCAACUAUUACUGGAUAGGGAUCCGUAAGGUGGACGACGUGUGGACCUGGGUGGGGACCAAUAAGACCCUGACUAAAGAGGCAGAGAACUGGGCAGAUGGGGAACCCAACAACGGGGGGAACAACGAGGACUGUGUGGAGAUGUACAUCAAGAGAGAGAAGGACACAGGGAAGUGGAACGACGAGACGUGUAUGAAGAAGAAGACGGCUCUGUGCUUCACAGCCUCGUGUCAGAGCGACUCAUGUUACCAUGGAGAGUGUGUGGAGACCAUCAACAGCCACCACUGUAAAUGCUUUGAGGGCUUCUACGGAGAGCAGUGUGAACAUGUUGUUGAAUGUAAGAUGGAGGAGGUCACUGUCCCUGCUAAAGCCAGUGUCAGUUGCUCUCACCCCAAUGGGAAUUUCUCCUUUGACUCGACGUGUCAGUAUUCCUGUGAAGAGGGGUACCGGCUGAGCAGCUCCGGGCCUGUGAGAUGCACAGCCUCAGAAUCAUGGUCGGAACAGCCUCCCACCUGUGAAUUGGUCUUAUGCAGUGAGCUGUAUGAACCUGUGAAGGGUUCCAUGACCUGCUCCCAUCCCCUGGGCUCCUUCAGCUACCUGUCCACCUGUACCUUUACCUGUGAGGAGGGCUAUGAGAGGCUGGCCUCCAGCUCUGCUACCCUGCAGUGUGGAGCCUCGGGACAGUGGAACGACUCACAGCCGCAGUGUGUUGCUGUAAGCUGCCCUACCCUCCAGCAGCCACAGGAUGGCGCUAUCAGCUGUGGAGAAGACUUCACCUAUGGAAGCAGCUGUAACUUUAGCUGCUCUGAGGGUUAUCUCCUCAAGGGGGCGAUCACGGUGACCUGCGCAUCAGCUGCUGAGUGGAGUGAGGAGAUACCACACUGUGAAGCUAUCCAGUGCCCCUCUCCUGUGGUUCCUCUGGGGGGUCAGGUCAGCUGUGAGGCCCCCUCACAUACCUGGGGCUCUGUCUGCAACUUCAGCUGUGAUGAGGGCUAUGAUCACCAUGGCCACACCUGA
This is a messenger RNA of Salvelinus namaycush (lake trout), 1068 nucleotides long. RefSeq names its product E-selectin-like. Gene Ontology annotation, cellular component: membrane; external side of plasma membrane. NCBI's taxonomy places the organism in Eukaryota, Metazoa, Chordata, Actinopteri, Salmoniformes, Salmonidae. Gene Ontology annotation, molecular function: oligosaccharide binding; sialic acid binding. The record is from RefSeq and is a predicted model, not a curated record. The transcript is spliced from 7 exons. Gene Ontology annotation, biological process: leukocyte tethering or rolling; response to cytokine; heterophilic cell-cell adhesion. The coding region runs from base 1 to 1068 and encodes 355 amino acids.